AUGUACCAAACUAUUAAAGAACACUACUGGUGGAAUAGUAUGAAGAAGGACAUUGCGAAGUUUACUUCUAGAUGCUUAGUUUGUCAACAGAUAAAGGCCGAGCAUCAAGUACCAACUGGUUUGUUAGAACUCUUGUCGAUACCUGAGUGGAAAUGGGAAAGAAUAACUAUGGACUUUGUUUCUGGGCUUCUAUGCACUCAAAGAAAUCAUGAUGCAAUUUGGGUUGUAGUUGAUAGGCUAACCAAAAAUGCUCAUUUCUUGGCUAUCAAGAUGGACUACCCACUAGAACAUCUUGCAGAAUUGUAUGUUGAGGAGAUUGUGAGGUUACAUAGAGUUCCUGUUUCUAUUGUAUCAGACCAAGACCCAAGGUUUACAUCUAGAUUCUGGACUAGAUUGCAAGAACCUUUGGGCACUAGGUUGAACUUUAGUACAUCUUUCCAUCUGCAGACAGACGGUCAAUCCGAGAGGAUUGUGCAACAAACUGAAGAUAAGGUAAAGGUCAUUAAGGAUCAUCUAAAAAUUGCUUCAGAUAGACAAAAGUCUUAUGCUGAUCUUAAGAGGUGUGAAAUUGAGUAUCAAGUAGGAGAUAAGGUCUUUUUAAAGAUUUCUCCAUGGAAGAAGAUUAUGAUAUUUGGCCAAAAAGGGAAACUUAUUCCUCGAUUUAUUGGACCAUAUGAAGUACUUGAGAGAGUUGGUCCAGUUGUAUAUAAAUUAGCUCUUCCACCAGAAUUAGAUAAGAUCCACAAUGUCUUCCAUGUUUCUAUGCUUAGAAGGUAUGGCUCAGAUCCAUCUCAUAUUCUUCCUGUCGAAUCCAUUGAGAUAAAUCCUGACCAGACAUAUAAUGAAGAACCUAUCCAAAUCUUGGCCCGUGAGAGAAAAGAGCUUAGAAAUAAGAAAGUUCUUUUAGUAAAAGUCCUUUGGAGGAAUCAUUCUGGCAAUAAAGCAACCUGGGAGCGAGAAGAGGAUAUGCAAAUUCCGUAUCCACAUUUGUUUUGA
Molecule: messenger RNA, 996 nt
Organism: Solanum dulcamara
Lineage: Eukaryota; Viridiplantae; Streptophyta; Magnoliopsida; Solanales; Solanaceae
Exons: 2
Coding region: 1-996 (331 amino acids)
Biological process (GO): DNA integration
Molecular function (GO): nucleic acid binding
Source: RefSeq, a predicted model, not a curated record